Molecule: messenger RNA, 480 nt
Organism: Calliphora vicina (urban bluebottle blowfly)
Lineage: Eukaryota; Metazoa; Arthropoda; Insecta; Diptera; Calliphoridae
Product: MRN complex-interacting protein
Exons: 2
Coding region: 1-480 (159 amino acids)
Biological process (GO): mitotic G2 DNA damage checkpoint signaling
Cellular component (GO): nucleus
Molecular function (GO): chromatin binding
Source: RefSeq, a predicted model, not a curated record
AUGCCACAAGAAAUUCGAGUUCUACAUUGUUUUAAUUGCAAGAUAUUCCAAGUGGAUAUUGUUAAAAAGUUGUCGAAAUGGCAAUGUCGAGUUUGCAAUACAAAGCAAACAGUACGGAAAGAAUAUUUUCGAGGCACAGGAACAGAAUGUCGUAUUAAAGUUCAAGAAUUAAAUAUGACAAAAGGUCAAAAACACAACGAAACUGUUGGCAGUUAUUUGAAUGUACUGAAUACAGUAAAUGAAAUCAAUUGUUCAUUAGAAAACAACAUAGAUCAUAACGAUGUCACAUCCAAUAAUAUAGUCAAAGAUGAAUUAUCUAUCGAAAGAGAUUGUGAACCGUCUUCGUCUAUUAGUGAGUUCAAUAUGAUGUUCGAUUUUUCGCAAACUAAAAAGUGGUCAUCUAAACGUGACCAGUCUUCAUCUAAUGAUUAUCAAUUGACUAGUUCUACAAAGAAAUCUAAAUGGGAUAAUUAUGUAUAA